Vanessa atalanta (red admiral) is the source of this 3277-nucleotide messenger RNA. RefSeq lists its product as uncharacterized. The record is from RefSeq and is a predicted model, not a curated record. The coding region runs from base 111 to 3272 and encodes 1053 amino acids. Lineage: Eukaryota; Metazoa; Arthropoda; Insecta; Lepidoptera; Nymphalidae. The transcript has 11 exons.
UGGUCACUCUCCGACUGUUUUAUUCUAAUUUGUCUAAUGUUUGUAAUAUAUAAUAUUCUACAUAUUUAGUUUUGAUUCCAUUGAUAGGAAUUAAGACUACAAGAAUCACGAUGCUUUUGACCAUACAUAAUUUACCUUCCCAUGUAGGCUAUUCCGACAUAAAAAGUUUAAUAAAAGAAAAAUGCGGCUUAAGAGAACUUAUAUUGGAUAAUCUCGUCAAUGAAGGCAAAACCAAGCGUGUUACUGUCGGAUUAGCUGACGAAGGAGACGCUGUUUUACUAGUUAGAAAAUUAAAUGGCUUACAUUUAAAUGGUCUUCAGCUUUAUGUUGAAGACCUUCGUCAAAAGAAGCAAUUGGAGCAACCAUAUCGACCAAUGCAUGCUUCACAUGAAAAUCCACUGAAGCAAGGAUUGCAACCGAAAACACAAUUUGAAAAACCAAGGGAAAUGUCAUCGUUGCCAAACCAACCGCCACCAAUGCCCGUACAACCAACCUAUAGCAAUAUGCCGUUUUAUAUGUCACCAGUUCAGACUACCCAUGUAAAUUACGACAAGCAGGGACCACCAUCAACGAAUCCACUGCAACAGGUUCCGUUUUAUCAACAAAAUAUUACAAAUUAUCCAUAUCAACAACCCGAUACUCAAAAUCAAUGGAGUAAACAAGUGAUAACGUCAUAUCCUGACAAGUCACAUCUCUCUGUUAAUAAUGCAUUGAAUGUGACUGACGCUCAAUUUCAUCUAAAUCAAGAUCAAAAAGGGGUUAUGGGAGACAAUGCCUAUAACCUCGGUGUACCCCGAGAAGUUAUUAGGCGUUCUGAUAAAAGUACAUUCGGAACAUCUAAAGAUAAUAUGGACUUUCGCGGUCAAGAUCAUGACAAAUUGGAUGAGAAAAGUUUUCACUCUUUGAGAUUUAAGGAGCAAGAAGACAAAUACAGACCACAGGUGUCUCCUUCGAGGACUCAUGAUAGAUACCAAAAUAGAUCUAUACGUAAGCAAGACGCAAGGCGCCUGAAUGACUUUGGCAAUUCAAAAUAUUCCUCUCGUUUCGAUAGACCAAUACCACGCGAUCGAUCACCUCCACAUAAUCGAUUACCUCCACGGAAUCAAUCACCUCCACGGAAUAGAUCACCUCCAAGGAAUAGAUCACCUCCAAGGAAUAGAUCACCUCCACGGAAUAGAUUACAUCCACGUAGUCGAUCACCUCUUCGUAAUCGAUCGCCUCCUCGUGAUCGAUUUCGUAGACGUGAAAAUCGUGAACAACCAAUUAAUCAUCCGCAAAAUCCUCAUAUUUAUUAUGAUCAUCAGCAGCAUGAAAGUUAUGAUAAUUAUGGAGACACCCAAAAUUUCAAUCAACAACAUCAUAAUUUCGACGAAUUUGAACAAAAUAAUAGACAAGGUAUGAAGAGGCAAAGAAAUCUUGGCACAAAGAGACCAAACCCUAACCGCUUCGAGACGUACAGCAACGACCCAAAUAAUUCUACUUUUAGCAAAUCGAAUAUUAAUAUCUUUGGUCAAAAGGGAACCAAUGCAGGUUUUGCUAUGAAAGGCAAAAAACGUGAUGCGAGCUUUCACGGUCCACCUGCAAAACUUCCGAGAUUUAAUAAAGGCCGAAAAAGUUUCGAUCCCCCUUCUGCUCCAUUUGCUGACGCGAACUCAAUUCCUCCUGCAGAGGAACCUUCAUUAACGAUUGAAGGAAAGCUAAUGAAAUAUGGCAAUUGGCGUAGAAACGCUGCCAAGUUUCUGGCCUGUGAAGUUGUUGCGAAUGCCAGAGUUGGUAAAAUUAAAAAUUUUAACAUUUUGCUACGUAAUUUAAAAAAAUGUAUAGCGUCGAGAAUUGAUGUUAUUGUUGGGGAUGAAGUUGUGAACUCGUUGAAAGAUAUGGUAGAUCGAUAUCGCAUGAAAUUCAACCACGACGAUGAUGUCGGAUUUUACAAGGCUGUUUUGGAGAAAAUGAAACGUGAUCAGGACCAGUCCUCUGGGCAACCAGACGCAAUGACUCAAUUCAUACCAAGUACUUCGACAAAGUAUUUACCUCCAGCCGUCAGACAAAAAGCUAAAAAUGCAAGAAAUAGAGUUAGAACUCGUAAAACAACAAGCGCUUUAGCCGAUGAACCGAUUCAAGAUUUCUAUGAACCAGGAGACGGAUUAGAUGAUCCAUCAAAUGAACCCAUUGAACAAACAUCUGGGAAAUUACCGAAGUACCCAAAUGCAAAUAAACAGGAGUAUAAAGAUCAAAAGAAAAUACAAAAAUUAGAAUUUGAAACAGAAGAUCUAUAUGAUAUGGACAAACUUCUCCAGAGCGCUCUGGACUAUGAAAUGGCUGAACUGUGUAACGUGUUUGUGAGUGCUUGCGAUGAAUCAAAAGGUAAAAAUGAAGAGACAAUGCAUGAAAAACUUACUAAGAGGGUUGUUAAGGAUUUCAAAAAGGUUGUAAAGGUCCAUGCAACAAGGCGCGUGUUGAAUAUAACAAGUAAUCUGAUCGUGCGUUUAUUCGUUUCACCGAAAUCAACUAAGCGUGCCGUCUUGGAAACUUUCCUCAAAAGUCAUGGAGCCGUCACCUUGAAGAAAUCGGAAAAAAAUAAAAUGUACUUGGCCACUUGCGGCAGUUAUGAAAGCUAUGAUAAGUUAGUGGCGUUAGGAUCGACUAAGAUAGGUAACGCUGUUCUGACUCUUAAGCCUCUGCAUCUUGUUGGACCUCCUAUUAAGAAGAAUAUCAGAUCUCAACAGUUUGCCGUCUCAAAUGUUAUUGGUAGUAAUGAAUUAAAAUCUCCAAUAACAGAGGUUACUGCCAGUGAUGACGAUCUCGCUGAUAGUUGUAAUGAAUCCAUCAUAAAUAAAGAUAAACAUAACGUAAGCCUAGGCGAUCAAGAUGUAGUCAUAGUUGAGGCUAAAACCGACGUUGUAGUUAUUGAGGACAAUGAUCGUAAUCAAAAAAGUAAUGAAAAAUCCGCUGUCCACACUGAGAUUGCAGAUGUUAAAUCGAAUUCUAAUGAUGAUAAUGAUGAUGAUAAUGAUUCAAAUAAUAAAGAUGUAAUUAUUGAUGAUGAAACUAAACAUAAGACUAUACAUUCUGAAAGUGCAGACGUUGAAUCGAAAACUAACGAUGACGCUCCGAAUAAUGGGACUUCUUUAGAUAACGAAUGUCAAUCAACAUGUAAUGUUGAAGGUAAUGAAAAGCAAGAUAUAAAUGCAACGCCUACAGAUGAAAAUAAACUCGCUGAAGACAUUUUGGAAUCUGUCGAUGUAGCAGAAGAUGACUUGGAAGACUUUUAAAGAUU